Messenger RNA from Doryrhamphus excisus (bluestripe pipefish), 5466 nucleotides. NCBI's taxonomy places the organism in Eukaryota, Metazoa, Chordata, Actinopteri, Syngnathiformes, Syngnathidae. The record is from RefSeq and is a predicted model, not a curated record.
CAACGGUACCUGUGUUCAUAUUUAAACAACCCUCGGUUCGGCUGGAAGCAGGAACAAUAACUUAAAUAAGACAGGCAUGGGUAUCAGCUAAACAAAUGUUGUAGAGGCCUGUAUAGACGACCGACUGGGGAUCUUUGGACUGCUGCUCCAGGAUGAAAGUGACACCCCCUAUGGUCAUUGACCUGCAAGGAGGACCACCAAUGCUUAUUAGGGACACACAAGGUAACACAGCCGUGACGUCAGUGCAGCCCUGGGGUCACAUGGUCAGUCAACCCGGAAGUGUGUUUUGGCGCAAAUCAAACAAAUUGAGAGUAAAAGGCAACAGCGUGUAUUAGAGCGUAACUUUCCAAAUUAAUGAAUAGACAAUGCAGCUAGGUUGAUUAUUUAAGGUAUUUGGUUACUUAUGUAUGCGUACAACGUGUGUUUAUUGACGUGUUUCCCUCCAAAAAGUGACAAAGGUGUAUUUUUGUGGCACUUUGUGGUGGUAAAAUUGAGGAGCAGCUACAAUGAAGACCUGGGAAUUGUCUUUGUGUUUUUUUGUAAAAGAGAAAUGAGAUGGUGGGAUGGUGGGUGAGUGGUGAGAACACAUACACCCCCCCCACCCCUUUCAACACAAAUGUCUCCAUGGGUCCACUACUUCUUCAUAACCCAACUCUUCUGCCGCUGUGCGCACAUGCUCAAAGGAGGAGUGUUCGAACCGGACACUCCAUGUGCAAAAUGAGAGCAGCAGAUUUCGCCAUUUCAGUUUUGUCCAAUUAAAAAGUCUCCACACACUUUGUAUGCGAACGUCCACCCGACUCCCGGCGCCCUCCACGCCCGCGCCGGUGAUGCCAUGCCGCGGGGUGACGGCGGCGACGAGAGCGCUGGUGGUAUCGGUAUCGGUGGUGGCGGUGGUGGUGGUGGUUUCGGCUCCGGACUCUGGCUGAAUACUUCCCCUGGACGCCUGGCGCGGGAUUUCCCUCUCAGGGAUGUGGAGUGCGGACAGAGGAUGAUGAACAACGCGGUUCGGAUCGGGGACAGGCUGGGGCCGCCCGGUGCCGACAUGAAGCAGGGCGCCCGGCUCAGCCUACUGGGCAAGCCGCUGACGUACAGCGCGCAGGGCGGCCGCAGGAACGCGCGCUACCGGUGGCUCCAGAACUACCUGUACAACGUCCUGGAGAGACCCAGGGAGUGGGCGUUCGUCUACCAUGCUUUUGUGUUCAUCCUGGUGUUUGGAUGUUUGGUUCUGUCUGUGUUCUCCACCAUCCCUGCUCACCAGGAAUUCUCCUCACACUGUCUGCUUAUCCUGGAGUUUGUGAUGAUUGUCGUGUUUGGCCUGGAGUAUAUCAUCAGAAUAUGGAGCGCCGGUUGCUGUUGCCGUUACCGAGGCUGGCAGGGACGCCUCCGCUUUGCCAGGAAACCUUUUUGUGUCAUAGACAUUAUCGUACUCAUCGCUUCCGUGGCCGUGGUUUCGGCCGGAAGCCAGGGCAACAUUUUCGCCGCUUCCGCCCUGCGCAGUCUUCGCUUCCUGCAGAUCGUACGCAUGGUACGCAUGGACCGAAGAGGAGGGACAUGGAAGCUGCUAGGAUCUGUGGUCUAUGCACACAGUAAGGAGCUGGUGACGGCCUGGUACAUCGGCUUUCUUGUGCUUAUAUUUUCCUCCUUCCUGGUUUACCUGGUGGAGAAGGAAGAAAACAAAGAUUUUGCUACCUAUGCUGACGCCCUGUGGUGGGGCACGAUCACCCUGACAACCAUCGGCUAUGGUGACAAGACCCCGCAGACCUGGACGGGGAGGUUGCUGUCUGCUGGAUUCGCUCUUUUGGGAAUCUCCUUCUUUGCCCUGCCAGCUGGCAUCCUGGGCUCAGGUUUCGCCCUGAAGGUACAGGAACAACAUCGCCAGAAGCAUUUUGAAAAGAGGAGAAACCCAGCAGCCAGCCUCAUCCAGUGUGUCUGGCGUAGUUACGCUGCCGAUGAGAACUCGGUUUCCAUUGCUACCUGGAAGCCUCAUUUGAAGGCAUUGCAUACCUGCAGCCCCGCCAAGAAAGAGCAGGGCGAGGCCACUUACAGCCAAAAGUUGAGCUUUAAGGAGCGAGUCCGCAUGGCGAGUCCCCGGGGACAGAGUAUGAAGAGCCGGCAGUCGUCCAUCAACGACCGACAGCGCUGUUCCCCAGGCAACGAGGUGGCGAGCGGCGCUGAGCUGAUGAGCGGGAGCCCGGCCAAAGUGCAGAAGAGCUGGAGCUUCAAUGACCGCACCAGGUUUAGACCCUCCUUGAGGCUGAAGAGCCAGUCGCGGACCGUUGCCUCAGACGUGGACACAGGCAUGACCACAGAGGAUUCCCAAGAUGAGAGAGGCUGCCAUUGUGACAUCACCGUGGAGGAUCUGUCCGCUCCCCUCAAGGCGGUCAUCAGAGCUGUCAGGAUCAUGAGGUUCCACGUGGCCAAGAAGAAGUUCAAGGAGACGCUGCGUCCGUACGACGUGAAGGAUGUCAUAGAACAGUACUCUGCGGGACACUUGGAUAUGCUGUGUCGCAUCAAGAGCCUUCAGACCAGACUGGACACUGUAGUCGGGCCCGCUCCGAGGCCGCUCAACAGGCGUGUCAAGACCUUUUCCUCCCCGUCGCUGCAUUUAUAUUACAGUCAGGCGAGGAGGAAGUCCUCAGCACCGGGACUAGCCAAUGCAGCAGGUUCUGGUCCCGUCUUGAGUAGUCGACUCAGGAACAUGUCCUCCCCCGCUCUGCAUUACUAUUACGCCAACAAGAAGAAGAGCACAGGCUCAGGAGUGGAUCAGAUCCUUGGAAAAGGCCAAAUUCCUGUGGAUAAGAAGCUGAGGGACAAACUGAACCCAGAUGGAGAUCCUCACGAGGGCAUGAGUAUGCUGGGUCGUGUGUGUAAGGUGGAGAGGCAGGUGUCCUCUAUCGAGUCCAAGCUGGAUUCUUUGCUGGAUGUUUACCGCCAAGUCCUCCAGAAAGGUCCCUCUGCUCUCGCUCUCUCCUCGCUGCCGCUUUUCGAACUGGACCAACAUCACGACUCCGAUUACCAGACCUCCAUCAUGGACCGGGACCCGCCCUCCCCGCAAGGAAGCGGGGGCGACACCAACUCAAACCCGAGAGGACUACGGCUCAUCUUAGCGCCCGUCGACGACGAUGGCCCGCCGGAUUCGGCCCCUCCAUCCUACCCGCCGUCCACCGCUUCGCUCUCCCCAUCGCCACUGCUGCCCCCUGAUAGCCCUUACCCCACCCUGGUCACCCCUAACAGCACCAGGAGGGCGCACUUCCCUGACCUGCCUCCUCCGCCUCCUCCGUCAGGGGGGUUUACACUCCAGUUGCCUCCUGUGAUGCACCCAUCCCACCUGCGCUGCCUUGCUGACCCCGUCCCAGAUGAUAUAACAGACGGAGUGCUGGCACACAGGGGGAGUCCGAGUCCCUCUGUUAUCGUGGGAGCCGGUGCUGAAGUGGACAGCCAGCCAGGGAACGCUCAACUCCGGGAGAAGCACUGCGCCAAAUCCGAGGCGGCCUGGAGGAGACACAUGAGUCUGGAGGUGGACCCCCUGCUGCUGCUGUCACCGAGCCCAGACGUGGCGCCCCCAGACUUGGGGGGGAACACUCUCGGAAAGUCCCUCUCCAUGCACAAUCUUAGUCAGCCUUCCAGCAACCGGGCCACGGGCCACAGUAGCGAACACGCUCGCAGUGACCUCAGCGACUGGGAUGCGAGAGAACUCUUUAUCAGUGAGCACAAACUGCAAGGGGACACCCCUGAACGGCAUUUGGACUUCCUGGCCCAGGACCCCGCCAAGGGUCCAAUACACCUGUCGCACACUGUGGACGAGGCUGCUGCUCUCUCCAAGGAAACAUCAGACUUCCUUAGUCAGUCGCCACAUGUCCAACUGGCCUGAUCCACCACCCCCACCCCCCGUCCCCCGCCCCCCGCCCCCCUGUCCCCACACACACACACAGUCACUGUAUGCCAUUCAUAAGGAGGCCACUUUAAAACAUUAUUACAGGAAAUGAACUUGUUUGCCUUGAAUGUACUACUUUUUCAUCAUAUUUCACCAAGUUUGCUUUACAAAAAAUACACAAAAAAUAUGAAAGUCAGGCAAAAAAAAAAAACAGAUUCAUUUACAUAUUUAGGAUAAAUUUAGAUCGAAACUGGAUGAGAAGAAAAAUGAAAAUAAGUGUCACUUUCACCGUUUCAUUCAUUAGCUUAUAUUCCAGUAUUUUUACCAAAUUAUCAUGCGGUCAAACAAUUUAUUAAUACUAAGAAAAUAAUCAUGGUCGCAUGUCACAAUCAUCUCAGUGUGUUUGUUUACCGCAUAAGUGAUGGCUGCUCACUUUUUUGACACAAAAAUCAGCCCUUGAGCAACCUUUAAUGGGUAAUGCACGGUGGAUGCUGCAUGUCUGUAACUUGCUUAAAAAGAGUUCUAUGCAUGUUGUCCCCAGCAUCGUCACAUUAUAUUCUUAUUUUCUUCAUUUGAUAGCAGAUAAAAACACUAGAAAGAUUAGAAUUUCACAACAAAGCUCUUUGGACAACCCCUAUAUUGGGUGCUGCUAGCACCAUGUGCAUAAUAUAUAUAAUAUAUACAAUAAUAAUAGUGGGCUGAAUCCAAUGGAACCAGCCAAUGCUUCCAUCAGUUGGAAAUAAUAAUAAUAAAGUCAAAUUAAACACGGUACUUCUCACUGUUUUAGCUUUUUAUGCGAUUCUUUAAAUUUCUAACGCAUUCUGGUUGGAAAAAAACUGUACCAAGGAUGAAAUGUUGCCCUUUUUGUUGUAAAAAUGGUUCAAGACUUGUCAAAAAUGUCCUGAAUUUUCAUCACAAGUCUGUUUCCUGUUUUUAAAAAAAAAUGUAUUUUUCCAGAUUUCAUUAGAAGUGCAGGUUUACCAUCAUGAUAGUCUUAAAUGUAUUUUAAAAAAGUGUCACAACUUGUUUUGAACAAAACUUAACAUUAAUUUCAAGCAGGUCAGUCAAUGAUAUACUCUAUUUAGACUCCGAUCUUGAUUUACUGUUAUACGAUGCAAUAUAAAAGCACAGCGAGAGCCUGAAAAUGUGGUUAAUUUGUAGGAUUAAUGUUGCUGUUGACUGAUGACUUUGGCUUCAUAUGAUAAGAGGUCAGCAAAAAAGUGAAGCAGGAGGCUCAUUAAGUAAGAAUUAACGCAUUAAUGAUUGUGUUUAGAACCUGUUAACGGUGCCCAUCUUUCAUGCCAUAUUUGUUUGUUUAGUUGUAUAUCUCUUGUACUAAUUUGGCUAUAAGGUGUCAAUCCAGUUAACACACAUAGCUCUCCACUGAUUUGUUUCUUUAUUCUCAUAAUGCAUUUCCGCUCUCUACUGCUAGAACGUAAUUUAUUACACAGCAGGCCUUAAAAACGCUUGUCAAUGUUAACACUCUUUUUACGUUGAAAUUAAUUUAUUACAAGUGCAUAUUAUAUAUAUUCUCUGGAUGAGAAACGCAAAAUGAUUUUUUUGUCAUUCUUAAAUAAAAUUGAAACUUUAAA